GUUGUAAUUUCAAGUUAGUUGGCGGGCUCAAACCACAUGUUGCCACCUCUGCGCCACCUACUGCCUCCUCGAUUCUUGUCUUCUUCUUCUUCUUCUUGUGCCUUCCUUCCUUCCUUCCCUAGUCUCUACGUUUCAUUCUGUUAACACAGGUAGAAGCGCAGAUUCCAGAAGCUCUAAACAAUGGAAUUAUUGACGGAUCCCUUAUUUUAAUAUAUUGACAUCGAUUCUCGUGCAUCUAUCGGAUCGGUUAGUCAUGGCAUCGGCAGCGGUGAACAAGAUCGAGCGGGCACACCAGAUGUACCGGGAGGGACGGCACUCGGAAGCGCUAGGCUUUUACACCGAGGCCCUGGCCCUGGCCAAAACCAAGCCUCAAAUGAUCGCUCUUCAUAGCAACCGGGCCGCUUGUUUUCUCAAACUCCACGAUUUCAACAAGGCCGCAGAAGAAUGCACCUCAGUUCUUGAACUUGAUCACAAUCACAGUGGAGCACUGAUGCUGCGUGCCCAAACACUUGUCACCCUUAAGGAGUAUCACUCGGCACUAUUUGAUGUCAACAGACUCUUGGAUUUGAAUCCAUCAUCAGAAGUUUAUCAAAACCUUCAAGCUCGUUUGAGGACACAAUUGUCACUUGCUCCAAUAGCUGAAUCUGAAGCAGAGCUAGAAGAUGAGGAAGAUUAUAAAGAUGAAUCAAAACCAAAUGGAAAUGAAGAAAAGGAACAAUACAAGGAAGAAGAAAAUGCGGUAGUUACAGUAGGAAUAGAUCAGAAAGAGUUUGAUGGGACUCUUAUAAAUGCCGACGUUAAUGUGCCUGAGAUGCAGAGGCCCAAGGAAUCAUAUGAACAGGAAAGGGAGAAAUCCAAGCCUACAAAGAACUCUUUUACUGCUGUAGAGAUUGCCCCUAAAGUGCAGAGCAACAAGGAACUGUUUGAACAAGAUUCUAAAGGAUGGCAAACAAUUCCAAAACCAAAGGGACACUCAACUCUAGACUACGCAAGGUGGGACAGAGUUGAAGACAAUUCUAGCGAAGAAGAUGAUGAUGAAGAAGAGUCUUGCCCGCAGUAUAAGUUUCGUGUGAAAACCAUUGGUAUGCGACCGGUAAAGUGAGAGAGAGAGAGAGAGAGAAUUAUUUGGGAACCUCCCAUUUGGGGGGCUAUCAUGUCCAAACUUAAGCUAGGAACGACCAACUUUGACUGGUAGGAGAGCUUGGCAAUAGAACAGAUGGAUGCAUGAGCAAUGUGUACGAGAGGAUUUUCAUGCCAACCUCCGGCUCGAGAAAAUCCAACUAUUUUCAGUCUGGUUUCUCCUAUUGUGCAGCAAUUCAAAUGCUUUAUUCUAUCAAACAGUGUCGCUUGGAGGGACGGUACCAACCAUUUUACUCACAACUACUACCAGACGCCCAGGUUUAUCUGAAUUCUAGAUCCGCAAUAACGUGCCCAUGUAUAUAAUUUAUAUGGGACGUUCAUAUAUUUAUUUUAUAAUUGAGAAUGCUCAGGCCAAGGAAAUGCUUUGUGA
Molecule: messenger RNA, 1510 nt
Organism: Juglans microcarpa x Juglans regia
Lineage: Eukaryota; Viridiplantae; Streptophyta; Magnoliopsida; Fagales; Juglandaceae
Product: protein unc-45 homolog A-like
Exons: 4
Coding region: 254-1102 (282 amino acids)
Molecular function (GO): protein binding
Source: RefSeq, a predicted model, not a curated record